UGCGUCACUUCCUGUUACGCUCUGACUCCGGCUUGCAUCAUUUCGUCCUGGCUGCCGGGUGCUGAACAUACGCCAUGGUUGAGCCAGUUCCAGAAUCCAUCAACUUUCCUUCUGAGGAAGAGAAGAUAUUGGAGUUUUGGCAGAAAAAGGACUGUUUCCAGGAAUGCCUUAAACAGUCUAAGAACAGACCCAGGUACACCUUCUAUGAUGGCCCACCCUUUGCCACGGGUUUACCCCACUAUGGUCACAUUCUGGCUGGAACUAUCAAAGACAUAGUUACUCGGUUUGCUCAUCAAAGUGGCUUCUAUGUGGAGAGGCGCUUCGGCUGGGACUGUCAUGGCCUACCUGUGGAGUAUGAGAUCGAUAAAACUCUGGGCAUCAAAGGGCCAGAAGAUGUGGCAAAGAUGGGGAUCGCUGAGUACAACAAGCAAUGCCGAAACAUUGUUAUGAGAUACUCGCAUGAAUGGGAGACUUCAGUAAAGCGAAUGGGGAGAUGGAUUGACUUCAAAAAUGACUACAAAACUCUUUACCCAUGGUUCAUGGAGACCGUCUGGUGGGUGUUCAAGCAGCUCUAUGAUAAGGGCAUGGUGUACCGUGGAGUCAAAGUGAUGCCUUUCUCCACUGCCUGCAACACCCCCCUGUCAAACUUUGAGUCCCAUCAGAACUACAAGGACGUUCAGGAUCCUUCUGUGAUUGUCAACUUCCCCUUGGUUGAGGAUAAGGAUGUUAGUUUGAUCGCCUGGACCACCACACCUUGGACACUGCCCAGCAACCUGGCCCUCUGUGUCAACCCAGACUAUCUGUAUGUCAAGGUCAAAGAUAAUUCCACUGACAAGACCUACAUCAUGAUGGAGGCCAGGCUAGGGGCCCUGUUUAAGUCUGAGAGUGAAUACACUGUCCUGGACAAAUUUCCUGGCAAGAACCUAAAGGGCAAAAAGUACAAACCCCUUUUCCAAUACUUUUCUAAGUGUGGCGAGAAAGGAGCCUUCCAGGUGGUGCUGGAUAAUUAUGUCAAGGAGGAAGAGGGCACCGGAGUAGUCCACCAGGCACCCUACUUUGGAGCUGAUGACUACAGGGUUUGUGCUGAGUACAACAUCAUCCAGAGGGAUCAGCCUCCUAUCUGCCCUGUGGAUGCCUCGGGCUGCUUCACUUCAGAGGUCACUGACUUUGCUGGACAGUAUGUCAAAGAUGCUGACAAGAACAUAAUCAAGUGGCUGAAGGAAAAUGGUCGCCUUGUCAACUUUAGCACUUUCAAGCACAGCUACCCUUUCUGCUGGAGGUCAGACACGCCCUUGAUCUACAAAGCUGUCCCCAGCUGGUUUGUUCGGGUGGAGCACAUGGUGGAGAAGCUGCUGGACUGCAAUGGAAAAUGUUAUUGGGUUCCGGAGUUUGUGCGUGAGAAGCGCUUUGGGAACUGGCUAAGAGACGCCCGCGACUGGGCUAUUUCCAGGAACCGCUACUGGGGCACUCCUAUCCCGCUUUGGGUCAGCGAUGAUUUCCAGGAGGUUGUGUGUGUUGGGUCCAUAGCAGAACUGGAGGAGUUGACGGGAGUCAAAGUAGCAGAUCUUCAUCGGGAAAGCAUUGACAGUCUUACAAUACCAUCCCGGUGUGGGAAGGGCGUUCUGCGGAGGGUCACGGAGGUGUUUGACUGCUGGUUUGAGAGCGGCAGCAUGCCUUACGCCCAGGUUCAUUAUCCUUUUGAGAACAAGAAGGAGUUUGAGGAAAGUUUUCCUGCAGACUUCAUCGCUGAAGGAAUUGACCAGACCAGAGGAUGGUUCUACACCUUGCUGGUUCUCUCCACAGCGCUGUUUGGAAAACCACCCUUUAAGAAUGUCAUUGUGAAUGGACUGGUGCUUGCUAGUGAUGGACAGAAGAUGAGCAAGCGUAAGAAGAACUACCCAGAUCCAGCUCUGAUCGUGCAGAACUAUGGAGCCGAUGCCCUCAGACUCUACCUCAUCAACUCACCUGUGGUGAGAGCAGAGAACCUGCGCUUCAAAGAGGAGGGAGUACGGGACAUACUAAAGGAUGUUUUCUUGCCGUGGUAUAACGCCUAUCGCUUCUUAGUGCAGAAUGUACAAAGGCUGCAGAAGGAGGAUGGAAUUGGGUUCCUCUACAACGAAAAUACAGCAAAGCAGAGCGACAACAUCAUGGACAAGUGGAUUCAGUCCUUCACACAGUCUCUUAUCCAGUUUUUCAAGGCUGAGAUGGACGCGUACCGCCUGUACACAGUCGUGCCUCGCCUGGUCAAGUUUGUGGACAUGCUCACCAACUGGUAUGUCAGGACCAACAGGCGCCGCCUGAAGGGAGAGAGUGGCACAGAGGACUGCCUGUGGGCGCUGGAAACUCUGUUCAGUGUUCUUUUCUCCAUGUGCAGGCUGAUGGCUCCCUUCACACCCUUCAUUACUGAAAUGAUGUACCAAAAUCUGUGUCACCUCAUUGACCCCGCCUCUGUUGAAGAGAAGGACGCCAGCAGCAUCCACUAUUUAAUGCUGCCUCAAGUCAGGGAGUCUUUGAUUGACAAGCGCAUUGAGUGCGCCGUCUCUCAGAUGCAGUCUGUGAUUGAACUUGGCAGAGUGAUUAGAGACAGGAAGACUCUGCCUGUCAAGUAUCCACUAAAGGAGGUGGUAGUGAUUCACCAGGACCCUGAAGCCCUCAAAGACAUCCAGUCUUUACAGCAAUACAUUCUUGAGGAGCUUAAUGUGCGACAGUUGACCCUUUCGACAGAUAAGGAUAAGUACGGGAUCCGCCUGAGAGCCGAGCCAGACCACAUGGUGUUGGGCAAGAGAUUAAAGGGGGCCUUCAAAGCAGUCACUGCUUCCAUCAAGGAGCUCACCAGUGAACAGCUAGAGGCCUUCCAGAAAACGGGGCGCAUCAUGGUGAACGAGCACGAGCUGCACGAGGAGGACCUCAGGCUGAUGUACACCUUUGACCAGAGCUCUGGCUCUACUGCACAGUACGAGGCGCACUCGGACGCUCAGGUCUUGGUGCUGUUGGAUGUCACUCCGGAUCAGUCCAUGGUGGACGAGGGAGUUGCCCGAGAAGUCAUCAACCGCAUUCAGAAACUGCGCAAAAAGGGACAUUUGGUGCCAUCAGAUGAGAUAACUGUGCAUUACCACUGUCAGCCAGAGGGGGAGUACUUGGCUUCUGUAAUCCAAGCCCACACUGAUUUUAUUCUGGGAACUACAAAGGCUCCACUACUCCCAUAUCCUGUUCCAAAGAGUGCCAGCAUCAUCAUAGCAGAAACUACGCAGCUUAAGGGCUCAGACUUGGAGUUAACUAUCGUGAAGGGAUCUUCAGUCCAUCAAGCUUCACUAAAUGGACCCGCAUGCGCUUAUGUCAACGCCCGGGUGAAGGUCGGCAACAGAGAACUAGAGGGGGUAAUUCUGCUGGAGAAUCCAAAGGGGGAUAACAGAUUAGACUUGGAUCGACUGCAGACAGUGUGCAGCAGCGUCUUUGGAACCAACAAUAGUCGGCUUCGAUUCUUCAGCGGCGGAACUGAGCUGACUAGUAAAAUGGAUCUUCUGGCUCUCAGUGGCAAAACUUUAGCCGUGACUUCAGGCCCCUCCUCUCCUGGCCCCGCCCCUACUGCCAACACCCCGCUGUGCCCCUAUGUGAACCUCGUUCUGUGCAACGCACAGCCAGCUGAGUGCCAGACUGGUGAGGUGGGCACGCUGUUGUUGAUGAACCCAGUGGGCCACAAUGCCCUCAACUACCCAGGCCUGCUGUCUGAGACCGGCAAAGUCUUUGGCCUCCGCAGCCGACGGCUGAAGCUCUACCUGGACCAGGACUUCACUGAAGAACUUGCUGCAGAGUCGUCCAUAAAGUCUCUCGACACCAAAACCUUGUUUGUGAGAGUUCUGCCAACAACUGCAAAUGCCUGAAAACCCUUCAGCUAUUUUCAGAAACAUUUCCCCCCCUCAGAAGUGGCCCCCUCUGCUACUCUUUCUACCACCCAAAAUCCUGACUUGGCCAAACUGUAACAACAAAGAGUGUCAGUAGUUUUAGAUUGUUUCUUGGGGAAGCUCUGUCUCAUUCUUUACUGUUUAAUCCAUGUUGUUCAUGACUCAAAAUGCUGUAAGAUUUUAGGCAUUCAGAAUGGUAUUGGAUUGGUUUUAAAUGACUGUUCAAACGUACAUGUAAGCAGUUUUAUAAUAGAUGAAGAGUGGGACUGCAGCAGCUAACGGAAACAGGGAAUUUUCUGGCUUAAAGGUGGACUCUGGACAGCCCAAACAUUGCUUUUCAGUAAAUCCUGGGAAGAAAGGUUCCAUGACGCAGCCCAACUCCAUUAACUGUCGCUGUUACCAAUGGGUGAUUCUCUUUGUUAUGAAAUAAUGCAGGUUACUUUCCUUCAUGAUUUAUCUACACUGUGUUCAGUUCAGUCAUUUUUUUUAAACAAAUUGAUAGAGGAAUUUGGGCCUUUGUGUUUCUACCCCUCUUUAAUUUUCACAGAUGAGUCCAUUGUGUUUAGUGCACACAAAAUUCUCAGACAAUGGGAGAGGCAUUUAAAUGGAUUUUUGGCUUACUGUACCUUUGGGACACCAAAAGGCUUCUGUCACAAAAAGAGCAAUAAAUGGAUAAUGUACUAUUUUAAGUCACAACCAGAAUAAAUUGACGCUUAUGAAGAA
Oryzias latipes (Japanese medaka) is the source of this 4625-nucleotide messenger RNA. RefSeq names its product isoleucyl-tRNA synthetase 1 (gene iars1). Lineage: Eukaryota; Metazoa; Chordata; Actinopteri; Beloniformes; Adrianichthyidae. The record is from RefSeq and is a predicted model, not a curated record. Gene Ontology annotation, molecular function: isoleucine-tRNA ligase activity; ATP binding; tRNA binding. Gene Ontology annotation, biological process: isoleucyl-tRNA aminoacylation.